AUGAUGGCGAUGCCACCUAAAAGGUAUCGGGGUAUGAUGCCUACGUAUCUCAACCCCGAGCCUAACCACUCAGAGAUUGAUAUGUUGAAUCAGCAGCUGAACAUUCUACCAGAUUUGAAUGUUGUUACAUCUGAGGAAGAAGUCAAGCAUCUUCAAUCCAGAAAACCUAGACCGUUACAUGUUAGGUCUGAGGAGGAGGAGUUUUUUUAUCCAUGGAAGCGACAGAGAAUCGAAAUGCCACCGAUAAAGUUGAAUCUACCUCCGUGGAACGAUGUAUCUAGACUCCCUUCUCUUCGGACUCUCCCUGCUAACUUCAGUGUGGAGAAGAAAGCUCCUGUUCAGGCUAAAAGUUUUGAUGAGGAGGUUUCUUCAUAUCCUAGAGGAAGGUGUGUCCAGACAUCUACAGUGCCGGUUAGUUUCGGUGUCGUUGCUGAUAAAGUCUCUGGGAAGACAUUGAGCGGGUGUUCUGACAUAACGAAGCUGGAUUCUCCUUUGGAUGAUGAUAAGCAGCAUGUUCAAGGCCUUGGUGCUAGCAACAACGUGAAACCAGCAAGAGGAAAUGUAACCACAGUUUAUUCUUUUGAGGAUCUGUUUUCCAGCAAGAAAGAAACUCAAGCCGUGGAAAAGCCUCUGAAGCUGGGAUCUGGAGUUGACGUUGUUGAACAUGAGCCGAUGAAAUGUGAUGAUGAACAGAGCAAGUGUGAGGUUAAUGCUGAUGACACAAUGUCACUGCAAAGGCCUCUGAAGCAUGAUGCGAAGCUGGGAUUUGGCGUUGACGUUGUUGAGCCAAUGAAAUGUGAUGAACAGACCAAGUGUGAGGUUAAUGCUGCUGACACAGCGUCACUGGAAAAGCGUAACAAGAGAGAUGUCUCACUUGUGGAACGUUUCACUGAAGAAGAAAUAAAGUUGCAUAUAAAGAGUCUCAAGGAGGGAAGUAUUCAGGGAGGAAUCAGUGAAAUGUGUGACCUCAACAAGGAGGAGGCAUGUCAACUGUGUUGCGAUGGCGUGCUAAUGUUUCCAGCACUACCGAUAUACUGCUCUAUUUGCACUUUCCGGAUUAAAGAAAAGUCUUUCUAUUACGUCCCCGAGGAGAAGAUAAGCGAUGCGCAGCAUCAAAUCUGCAAUCCUUGUUACAAUCGCUCUAGAACCAAAUUCACUCUAUUGGACGUCAGUAUCACAAAAGCCAAAAUGCUUAAGAAGAAUAACGCUGACAACCAAAACAUAGAGGAGUGGGUUUGUUGCGGAUCUUGCGGGAAAUGGCAGCAUCAGAUAUGUGGUCUAUACAAUGUACAUAAAGACGAGGACAAAACCGCAGACUAUAUAUGUCCCUACUGUUUGUUAGAGGAGCGUAAAAGUAUCAACAAGACGGGAUUCAUCAGUGACAAUUCGGAUUUGGGGGCCAAAGAUUUGCCUGAAACCAUCCUCAGCAGCUUUAUAGAGAAAAGGCUAUUCAGGCGCCUCAAAGAAGAAAGACUUCAAACCGCAAAAGCGACUGGGAAGAGCAUCAAUGAUGUAUCGGAAGCAGAAGAUCUUACUCUCAGGGUCGUGUUUUCUGCUGACAAAAGCUCACACGUCAACAAAGCAUUUGCUGAUUUGCUUCACAAAGAAAACUAUCCUAGUGAAUUCCCUUACAGAUCAAAGGCUAUUCUUCUCUUCCAGAAAAUUGAAGGAGUUGAUGUAUGCAUCUUUGCCUUGUUUGUCCAAGAGUUUGGAUCAGAAUGUAGCUUACCAAACCAACGCAGCGUAUACAUCGUAUAUCUUGAUUCCGUCAAGUACUUUAGACCCGAGAGAGUGACAUCCUCAGGAGAAGCUCUUCGAACUUUCGUCUAUCAUGAAAUAUUGAUUGGAUAUCUUGAGUACUGUAAGCUUCGGGGUUUCACAACAGGUUAUAUAUGGGCGUGUCCACCUCCAAAAGGAGAAGAUUACAUUAUGUAUUCUCAUCCUGAGACUCAGCAAAUCCCCAACACUAAGAAGCUUCGCCAAUGGUAUGUGUCAUUGCUGGACAAAGCAGCGGAGCAGAGGGUGGCGACGAAUGUUACAAACUUGUAUGAUCGGUUCUUCGUUUCGACGGAGGAAUCAUCUACCUGCAAUAUCUCGGCUGCGCGGUUGCCUUACCUUGAAGGCUCUUUCUGGUCCUGCAAUGCUGAGCUUCUGGUUCAGGAAAUCGAGAGAGAAGGCAAUAAAGAGUUGGAGAAGAAGUUCAAGUCGCUUUCUAGAAGAGCACUAAAGGGUACCAAAAGUAAAGACGGUGUUGAUGUGGAUGACGCUAAAAACAUUCUCCUCAUCCAAAAGCUUGAUAAGAUGAUACACAAGAACAAGGAGGAUUUCAUGGUGGUGGAAUUGAAUUAUUCAUGCUCACGCUGCUCCAAGGCCAUAUUGUCAGGAUCUAGAUGGUUCUGCGAGAAGUGCAAAAAUCUUCAGUUGUGUGAAAGAUGCCAUGAAGCAGAGCAAGAGGUUCCUUGGGAACACACACAUACUAUGAAUGGCAAAGAGAAGCAUCCUCUCUCGAAAGCUGAAGUGAACGCCAUACCGUCUACAACGGAGGAUAACGAUCUCAUCAUUGAAAACAGUAUGUUUGAGAGCAGACAAGCGUUCUUAGGUUUUUCUCAGAAGCAUAACUACAACUUCGACGUGCUUCGACGCGCCAAGCAUUCUUCGAUGAUGAUACUUCACCAUCUUCAUACCUCAAACAAGAAGCCUCACCAUUGCUCUGAAAACUCUAGUCAAUUGACCUGCACGGACUGCAAAAAGGAUGUUUCGACGACGAUUUUCUUCCCUUGUUUGAUUUGUUUGGACUUCCGACUUUGCAAUGGAUGCUAUGACAAAAACAAAAUCCUUCGUCUGCUUCAUCUUUUCCCCACAAGCCCUUCUGCUAAUGGAACGCCGCCUAGAACCGUUCCGGUUCUUGGGAUAGUGAAUGCUCUGUUUCACGCGCAUGCUUGCCAAACCACGGCCACUGAGGCGUGUUCAUACCCGAAAUGCAGUCAAGCUAGAGUAUUGUUCAAACACAGGUCAUUGUGCAAAAUCAAUGAGCGAGGAAGUUGUUCGCUUUGUAACAAUUUUUGGAAGAUUUUAAGGAUUCACGCUUACCAUUGUCAAGAUCCCAAUUGCCCCAUACCACGCUGCAGAGAUUUGAAGGCGAACUUUCAUAGGAAUAGUUUGAGGAUCUAA
Molecule: messenger RNA, 3171 nt
Organism: Microthlaspi erraticum
Lineage: Eukaryota; Viridiplantae; Streptophyta; Magnoliopsida; Brassicales; Brassicaceae
Source: the annotation of a GenBank genome assembly